Molecule: messenger RNA, 262 nt
Organism: Etheostoma cragini (Arkansas darter)
Lineage: Eukaryota; Metazoa; Chordata; Actinopteri; Perciformes; Percidae
Product: arf-GAP with Rho-GAP domain, ANK repeat and PH domain-containing protein 1-like
Exons: 2
Source: RefSeq, a predicted model, not a curated record
CAGACCCCGGCGUGUACGAUGAGAUCAUGCAGCCCGUCCUCCACUCCGGCUUCAUCUACAAGUCAGGCUCCGCCCACAGAGGGACGCUGGGCAGGAAGACAAGAGAAGACUUCCAGAAGUUCUGGUGCUCCGUGGAUCGGUCUCUGCUGUUCUACGAGUCGGACCGAUCAGCUGAUCCCUGCAUGCAGAUCAGCGUCAAAGACAUCGUGUGUUUGGGCGUCAGCCGGCCCGACUCCUCCCACAACAACGGCUUCAUCGACAG